UGUAUUCAACAAAUUAUAUCCUAUCUCAAGAUCUAAACUAAUCUGAACUAGAUAGUCAACACACCUAUUACCAAAAGAACAUCCCAAGUUUUCUUUUUCGAGCAACUAAUACUUCUCAAAAGGGCAUUAGAAUUUUGCUAAAAUUUCCUUCCCCAUUAAUUUUGCUAAUCACCGUCUGAGAGUCACACUGCACUACCAUAGUCCAUGCAAGUUCAAUCCCUUUCUCGAUGCCCCAAAGUUCUGGCUUGUACGCCAAACAACUCCCAAAAUGAGAGAAACCUGCUGCCCAUCUUUCGUUUGCGUCUUGCAGCAGCUGGGUGCGUUUCCGUCCUUUGAGUCGUCUGUGUUUAGCGCUGUCCACCCUAGUGGUGGUGGAGUCUAACUAAUGUGGAUCUCCUCUCUUUUCUUGGUGGUUAUUAUUGUUGAAGAUUUUCAUUGCACUUUUGGGUUUGAUAAGCUGCAUCCCCGCUCAUUUACAUUGCAAAUUGGGAAGAUUUCACUACCCCCAAAUAGACAAACUCUUCUUUGAGCUUUAUAUGUAGGGAUGACAACACUUCCAAAUUGGUUGCAGAGCUCGGGGCGAGUUUUUAGCAGGUUUAGCGCGCCAUGCCCCCACUUAUCUGCGUUCUCCAUAAUUCCACCCAACGUAGAGCACCGUACCCUUCCGCUCUGGGCGUUCUCCCACUGAAUCAUCAACACUCCGAAAGAUUCAGAGCGUUCUCAGAGGUUAGCUCUUUACUCUUUCGCGAUCAUGGAAGCUUCGAAAAAGAAUGAGAUUAUCAUCAAGGAGGCCAACAAUCACUGGACUUUUUUGGAACAUAUUGAAGCACCUAUGUGGGUAGAUUUGACUAUUGAAGCUAACUCUUUUAGUGAAGAUAUAAAUGAUGACUGGUUCAACACAAGCCACCCGUUCCACCAGUGGUCUGCUCGGCAGCUGAAGGCUAAGUUCUCUCAUCCUGGACAGGAGAAAUUGACAUCAGAAGUAGUUGACUCAGAUGGACAAGACUCGCAGCAGGUUCCUUCUUCAGUCUCAAGGUCGAGGGGCAAACACUACAAUAGCAAGAAAUGGGGAGUUAUGAAUCUGAACAAUUUGUUAGACAAGCAACAGGGUUUGAGUAAGAGAUGCUUCCAAGCAAGUUCCAGUUUUGGUAAUGAGGUGAAGCCCAAAACAAAAUCUAAUGUUGGCCACCCAAAAGGAAUGUUGAGUGAAAAUUUAGGACCGAACUUUGAAAGCAAGGCAAGAGGAAAAGCUAAGUCUUCGGCCAGUUGCAGUAAGCCUGUGAUUGGAACAAAUUUUGUUGAUAAAAGGAGUGGUGAAAGCAGUACAAGAAGCACAAUCACGUCGGAGGACACUCAUCAACAGCAGAAAUGUAAAGUGGAACCUACUCAGCCUUGUGAUAAAAAUGGUAGAAGUUUGUCAGAUAGGGGUGUUGGUCUUAGGAAAAGUUGUAUAACAGACAGAGCCUCGAUAGUUCAGCAACAACAGAAAUCAAUGGAGGUAUCUAGUCAACCUUGUAAAAGUGGAAGUUCGUCGGCUGCAAGUGUUUGUCUUGGUAAAAGUUGUGUUACUAGAAGAACCUCCAGAAUGGAGGUUGCUGGUGAUAUAAUGCAAUCAAGGGGUCGUAAAUCUUCUUAUGGGAACUCUAGUGUUGGAUCAUCUUCAAUCCCUGGUUAUGAAGUUAAAUUUGUAUCAAAACACAUCAGAAAGGAAAUUGCAGAUGGGAAUGAUGCCGUUACAAUGAAUCUUGCAGAUAAGAAUAAUUGGAAGCCUGCUAAUGUAUCCCAGAGGCAGACAUCUACGGUUAAGGGAGCAAAAUCAAGUAACAAGCAGGGAAAUAGUGUCAAUUGUGCAAAACCAGCAUGCCUUAGAAAUACAAAAUCAUUGGUCCAAUAUCGGUCAAUACGUCAGACAUCUUUGAUGCCUGUUAACGGCAACAAAGAAGAUGCUUGUACUGGUGCUAAGAAGAAACUUGGAAAGAUAAAUAGUUUGACAGGCAAGGGAAAAGAGAAUGUUGCAAAUACUGUGACCUCAAAUCCAAAGUGCAUUGAAAAAGGUGUUACUAGUGGGCGCAUGUUAAAAGAUCUUAGAACUACGGAACGCUGUCAUCUGCAGAAGGGCAACACAGGCUCAGCUGCUAUGGCAAAUAAACUGGGAAAAGACAAUGAUCUACCUGAAGCAAAGAAUCGAACUAAUCUAGUUCGAAGGAUUUACCUACGAUAAGUGAGUUAAAGCUUCAUGCUAAUCCUCCGCAUAAUCUCUCUGUCUCUCUCAAAUUUCUUUUUAGGGACAGAAAAUUUUUUCAUGUUCAUGAAGCCUUUAUUACUUCGUGUCAUUAAAAAGGGAUCAAGAAAGGCCUUACCGUGGUAUGUGGUAACUUUUGUAUAUAAAGCAUGAAGAAGCUACUGUUAGUAUCAUGUCUAUGCAGCAAAGCUGGCACCAUUUCUUAUUUUAGUGACAUGGUAUACAUUUUGGUGCUGCUUACAGUCAUUCCGUGAUUCUUGCAAUAUUCUUUUUUGUAGUAGCACUUUCAUUAUACCAUAUAAUGCACCCAGGUGCUCCUACAUAAACUGCAUUUUUUCCAAUAUACCAUCGUUUUUAAUUUACCGAGGUGCCAUCGCUUUGCCAAGUUAGCACCUCGUAUAUUUUUUUUUCGUGUGCUGCCUGCGAGGCGCCUAAGCAAAACACGCAUUCCGUGAAAUUUUAGAACAGUAUAUAUUAUUGGAUGAGAAAUAUUAGACA
This is a messenger RNA of Arachis stenosperma, 2740 nucleotides long. RefSeq lists its product as uncharacterized. Lineage: Eukaryota; Viridiplantae; Streptophyta; Magnoliopsida; Fabales; Fabaceae. The transcript is spliced from 9 exons. The record is from RefSeq and is a predicted model, not a curated record. The coding region runs from base 752 to 2221 and encodes 489 amino acids.